Messenger RNA from Tuber aestivum (summer truffle), 1547 nucleotides. The record is from the annotation of a GenBank genome assembly. Lineage: Eukaryota; Fungi; Ascomycota; Pezizomycetes; Pezizales; Tuberaceae.
AUGUCUCCCAAGAACCCUUCCUUCGUAUUGAAGUCCAUCAAAGACGUUACCUUCGAGGAACGUCCAGUGCCAAAAAUUCAAAACCCAACAGACGUGCUCAUCCGGGUGAACGUUACCGGGAUCUGCGGCUCAGAUGCAAGCCCCUUCUAUCCCUCCCCUGUUCUUCUUUAUGAAAAAGAAUGAAGGAAAAUCUAAAACAAACAACAGGUACACUACUGGCAACACGGCCGCAUCGGUGACUUUAUCCUCGAAGCCCCCAUGGUGCCCGGCCACGAAUCUGCUGGCACGGUCGUAGAAAUAGGGCCCAAAGUGACUUCACUAAAGCCGGACGACCAUGUGGCCCUCGAACCCGGUGUCUCCUGCCGCCGCUGUCCGUUUUGCAAGGCGGGGGAGUACAACCUCUGCAUAGACAUGAAGUUCGCCGCGACACCGCCAUACGAUGGGACGUUAGCAAAGUACUACGUCCUCCCGGAGGACUUUUGCGUGAAGCUUCCGGAAAGUGUGAGUCUCGACGAGGGCGCACUGGUGGAGCCACUGGCGGUAGGCGUGCACGUGGUCCGGAAAGCGGGCGUCAAGCCGGGCGACUCGGUAGUCGUGUUUGGCGCGGGCCCCGUGGGGCUGCUAUGCUGCGGUGUUGCGAAGGCAUUCGGCGCAACGAAGGUUAUAGCAGUGGACAUCAUCGACUCAAGGUUGGAAUUUGCAGAGAGGUAUGCUGCAACGGGGACAUUCAACGCCACUCACUCUAAGAACCCCAACGUCAACGCUGCUCAAAUCAUUAAGCUCUUCGAUCUUGAAUUUGGUGCCGACGUCUCUAUCGACGCUAGUGGUGCUGCCCCCAGCAUAAACACGUGUGUGCACGUCCUCCGCACAGGGGGGACUUUCGUGCAGGUUGGUAUGGGCACUACCGAGAUCGCUUUUCCCAUUUUGAAGCUCUGUGCCAAGGAGAUUACCCUGAAAGGUAGCUUCAGGUAUGGUCCCGGCGACUAUAAACUCGCUGUGGAACUUAUCGCUAGCGGAAAGGUUAUGGUGAAAGAGUUGAUUACAGGGAGAGUCAAGUUUGAAGACGCGGAGAAAGCAUUCGAACAAGUGUUAAACGGGCAGGGCAUUAAAACGCUAAUUGAUGGACCCUUGGAUUGAUCUUCUUUAUGAAAAGCUUUUUCUUUAUCACACUUCCCUUUGUUGCUAUCAUUAUUAUUAAUUCCUCCUAUGCCAGGUGGAGAUAGGGAGUGGAGUACGGCACCGUGGUGCGGGAGUGAUGCAAGGGUGCACGGUUUUUUUUUAUUCUGAUCAGUUAAUGUCUCCAAUCCCCGGCGAUCAUAAAUCCCCCCAAUGCUACCGGCAAUCAAGCAUUUGUGAAGAUGGUCAGAUAAAAAUAAACCCGAAUCACACAUGGGGAUCGUGAAAAGAAAGAUACCAAACAUAAAAGUCUUAAACCUUGUAUAUUCCGGAUCAUGCAAAUUGAGUACUAAGUUACCAGCAGACAGAAGAGGUCAGGUUUUCCUGCAGCGGAACGCAGGGAAAAGAUAUAUCAACCCAAGUACGGGCAC